Acaulospora morrowiae is the source of this 975-nucleotide messenger RNA. NCBI's taxonomy places the organism in Eukaryota, Fungi, Glomeromycota, Glomeromycetes, Diversisporales, Acaulosporaceae. The record is from the annotation of a GenBank genome assembly.
AUGUAUUCAAAUGAAAAAAUAUUAGCCGAUGUUGAUGUAAUUGCAAAAUCGAUUGACGAUGCGACACACAGCCUCAAAUCAGCUUGUAGUGUUCUUCGUUGUUGUUACGAUAGCAAUAUCUCUAAAGAAUCCACUAAACUUCGUGGAGAAGCAACAAAUCAUGCCAUGGUUUAUAAAGAAAAGAUCUUUCCAUUCGCAAAUCUAGUAGUUAAUAACAUUAGAAUUUUUUGUGAUAAUCAUCAAUUCGAUUUUGACACUUUUAAAGACUGUAUUGAUGAUUUUAAGGAAGAAGUAGAUAAAAAGCAUAAAUUGGUCAUGUAUACCACGGAGCUUCAUAAGAAAAUUCUCAAGGAAUUCAAGCAAGAAGAAGAUAAAUCAAAGAAAAUAUAUAAUAUAUCCGAAUUAGAAGUUAAAAAACUUGAGAAAGAGGUGGAGUAUCUACGAAGUUCGGCAAAAAUAAGCACAUGGAUGAAUGUAAUGGCCAUAGUGCCCAUUGUUAAUCUUUUUGUAUUUCCAACAAUUAUUGAAAAAUCGAAGAUGGGAGUUAUAGCAACUAUAAAAGAGGAACAGCUUGAACGUGAAAAAGCAACAAAAUUUACCAUUGGCUUAAUUCGAGAUGAAUCAAUAAAAAAUUUUACGACUUCUUUAGAAAAAAUAACAGCGUUUUUUUAUAACCUCAGUUUGUAUUUAUCAUCUCUUGCAGAUGAGAAAUCCAUUAGGCUUUAUUAUAAUACAAGUAAGGCCACGAUGGAAAAAAUUUCUCUAAGCUGUUUAAAUUUCAUAUCGAAUAUUCCUGCUAUUGAAUCCGAUCUUGACGCUAUCGACUAUAAAUAUAAUGAGAAUUAUGUGAAUAGAUGGUAUACUGAGCAGAAAGUUAGAAUUAACGGUCGGGAAAUGUCUUUUUUAGAACAUGGAAAAAUAUUAUUUGCCGAGGAUAAACGUAUCUUAGAAAUGUUAGGAACAGAUGAUGAAUGA